UCAAUUAAAUGGGCAGUGUUAAUGUUACCUGAUUUUCAAUUUCAAACAUUUCCUCAGUUUUCGAUCUGUCCGCCAAUCCUUUCUUCCUCUGCAAUCUCUCUCAUCAUAAAACCAAUUUGCCAGUCUUCUCAGCUAUGUAUAUGUAGUAGCAACGCUCAACUCCACCACACCUAAUUCAAAUAUUCACUUCCACGCUAAAGCUACACUCCAAAUACCUAACAAACAUGGCGACCUCGGCCUUCAAAUCAACCACCAAGCGAGCUUCAAUCGGCGCCGCCUCCGCUUCCGAGGAUUCCGCCCACCGCUCUCUCCGCCGCUCCCGCAGCCUCGCGCCGGACCCGGACUACCUCAAAAACGUGCCCAGGGGGAAAUUCGUCAACACCACCAGGGGCACCACCACCGCGCCGUUCCCCGAGAUCAGCUUGGACGAUCUCGCGCUCGACUUCUUCUCCUCCUCGUCCAAGACUGAGAGCGACGGAGGAGCGGCGGAGCGGGAGGGGCGCUCGGCCUCGCGAUUUGGGGAGAUUGGGCGGUGGGCGAGCGAUACGGCGUCGUCGAGGAGAAGGGGGAGGUCUGUGUCGAGGGGCCGAGGCGACGCUGUUUCGAUUAGCUCCGCCGCGUCGGGGCCUAAAAUUGCUUCCUCGUCCGACGGGAGCUCGCGUCGGCGGAGGUCUGUAUCGGUGGCUAGGAAUCGUGCUCCUGCAACGGAUAAGGACGAUGCGGGAACGCGGCGGCGGAGGUCGUUAUCGGUGGCGAGGGGUAGUGGGAAGGCUGUUCCUACUGGGGAAAAGGAUUCCGAUGCGGGGAUGCGGCGGCGGAGGUCGUUGUCGGUGGCGAGGUAUCAGAUUAGCGACUCCGAGAGUGAUUCAAGCAAUCGUGCUACUAUGAUAGCUCCUAAUGGUGGGAAUGCUCGUUUACCGCUGGCAUCGAAAACCACGUCUUCAAGCUACCACCGGCUAGGAAGAUCUAGAAGUCAGAUAGACCUAUCUCUGAUGCAUGACGGUUACUCUAGCCAGUCUUCUGCCUUAACUGAUGAUGAAUCAAAGGAUACUCAUUUUGGGAGAAAUGGAUUUGAGAAGAUAAUCCGAGCAGUUCAUGCUCCGAAGAAGGCUGACCAUCCAUCUGAGGAAGUUGCAAAUGGUGAAUUAUAUGAAGCAAUGCGGAAAGAACUAAGAUAUGCUGUUCAAGAAAUCAGAACCGAACUAAAUCAAGAAAUGGGAAGAAACCAGACAGCUGUAGUUAGUAAUGACUGCUCGCUAUCUGGACAUUCCAAGACUCUUCAGGAUUCCUUCACUAUCAGAGAGAAAUAUGCUCACAAAUUGGAGCAGUUGGAAAAGCGGAAAAAGAAUCUUCUUACUGAAAUGUUGCUUGAGGAGCAAUGUGGUAGAGAGGUCUCCGAAACUUAUGAGGAACUUCCUAAUUCAAGAGCUUCAGCUGUGACAGAGAAGCCGCCACAAGCCAGAAAGAGAAGCAGUGAUAGAAGUAGAAUGUCAGACAGACUGAUUGAGGAUGCAGAAAGGUACUUUGAGGACUUCAUCUCCAAUAUUGAAGAUACGGAUUUAUCAUCAUUUGAUGGGGAAAGAAGUGAUGGAAGCUCCACUUUAGGAGGUAUGGUGAAGGGAAGAGAAUUUAGAAUGGGAGAGGCCGAAACUUGUAGGACACCAGCAGGAUCUACUUCUCGCCCUGGUGAAAUGGAUGGUGUUAUUUUGCCCUGGUUGCAGUGGGAGACGAGCCAUGAUGGUUCACCCGGUGGGAAGACCAAGGUACAAACUCCUAUGACUCAACAAGCUGUACAGAGGGACUCCGAAAAGGACUCAGGCCAAUUGCAGGAUGCAAGUACGUAUUCCGUGAGCAGUCAUGGUAGUUGGAGCCCAGGCCUUGUUCAUAGUUCUCCAAUGGAUAAAAGAGAAGAGGUAUAUCCAACAAAAACUGGCAAUAUUUGUGUGUCCAAAUUUGACAUGGAUGAGUACCUUAAUCUUCAGAAUAAUGAGGAAAUAUUGUUUGAAAUGUAUAGAGAGCGGAACAGAAUUGGUCUGGGUGGUUUAUUGCUGUGUACUGGGGUACCUUAAUUAAUUAUUUCUGUACCCAAAUAGCCUCACAGGAAUUUGGAUUCUGAAUACAUUUCUUUCACAAUUUAUUUCGUAAAUGGUUAGUACAAAAUUUGUUACUA
This is a messenger RNA of Salvia splendens (bonfire salvia), 2170 nucleotides long. RefSeq lists its product as uncharacterized. The transcript has 8 exons. NCBI's taxonomy places the organism in Eukaryota, Viridiplantae, Streptophyta, Magnoliopsida, Lamiales, Lamiaceae. The coding region runs from base 225 to 2069 and encodes 614 amino acids. The record is from RefSeq and is a predicted model, not a curated record.